UUUCAAAUUGGAAUGAAUCCAGAUGCUAGUCAAUUUCAAAUCGGAAUGAAUCCAGAUGCUAGUCAAUUUCAAAUUGGAAUGAAUUUAAAUACUAGUCAACCUUCAAUUGGAAUGAAUUCAGAUGCUAGUCAAUUUCAAAUUGGAAUGAAUCCAGAUGCUAGUCAAUUUCAAACCGGAAUGAAUCCAAAUGCUAGUCAAUUUCAAAUCAGAAUGAAUCUAGAUGCUAGUCAAUUUCAAAUCGGAAUGAAUUCAGAUACUAGUCAACUUUCAAUCGGAAUGAAUUCAGAUACUAGUCAACCUUCAAUCGGAAUGAAUCCAGAUGCUAUUCAAUUUUCAAUCGGAAUG
Messenger RNA from Helobdella robusta, 345 nucleotides. RefSeq lists its product as hypothetical. NCBI's taxonomy places the organism in Eukaryota, Metazoa, Annelida, Clitellata, Rhynchobdellida, Glossiphoniidae. The record is from RefSeq and is a predicted model, not a curated record. The annotation marks the transcript as partial. The transcript has a single exon.